This is a messenger RNA of Pteronotus mesoamericanus, 2049 nucleotides long. It is a transcript of the gene ZNF527, whose product is annotated as zinc finger protein 527. The record is from RefSeq and is a predicted model, not a curated record. The coding region runs from base 229 to 2049 and encodes 606 amino acids. Gene Ontology annotation, biological process: regulation of transcription by RNA polymerase II. The transcript has 5 exons. Lineage: Eukaryota; Metazoa; Chordata; Mammalia; Chiroptera; Mormoopidae. Gene Ontology annotation, molecular function: RNA polymerase II cis-regulatory region sequence-specific DNA binding; DNA-binding transcription factor activity, RNA polymerase II-specific.
UUACGGAGUCUCGAGGGAAAACUGAGUAGGUAGUUCAAGUCUCUGCAACUGUUUGUAUCUGCAGACGACUUCUGAGGUUCAGCACACCUCAACCUCCACCUCUCCCCUCACCGCUGGUGGUUCUGGGAGGCGACGUCGCGGUUCUUGUAUCAUUCGUUGGGUUUCCAGAACCCGUGGUUCCGAUAGGACUUUGUUCUCCAAAAGAGAAAACUGAAGAAGGAAGGAAGAAUGGCUGUUGGAAUUUGUAAAUCCAUGUCCCAAGGGUUGGUAAGCUUUAGGGAUGUGGCUCUAGAUUUUUCCCAAGAGGAGUGGGAAUGGCUGGACCCAUCUCAGAAGGACUUAUACAGAGAUGUCAUGUUGGAGAACUACAGGAAUUUGGUAUUGCUUGGACUCUCCAUUUCCAAGCCCAACAUAAUCUCCUUAUUGGAGCAAGGGAAAGAACCUUGGAUGGUGGAAAAAGAGAUGUCAGAUGGUCAAUAUACAGACUGGGAGUCUUGGUGUGAAAUCAAGGAAUUAUCUCCAAAAUGGUACAUUGAUGAAGAGGAAAUUUCCCAGGGCAUAGUAAUGGGAAGACUUAAAAGUCAUGACUUUCAAUACUCCAGUUUCAGAGAAACUUGGAAACAUGAGGGUGAAUUUGAGCAGUGUCAUGGAAAUCAGGAGAGGCAUUUCAGGCAAGUGGCAAGUUUUAAGGAAAUCUAUGCUGUGAAAAGAGACAAUGAAUAUAAAAAUUUUGAAAGAAAUAUUUUCUUGAAGUCAGUACUUUUAACACAACAGAGAGUUUCUGCAUUACAGCGGGUACAUACAUUUGAUAUUUAUGAUAAAAUGUUCCCUUCAAAUUCAGUCCUAAUUGAACAUAGAAGACGAUGUGCUGAGGAGGAAUCUUUGAUAGGUAAUGAAUGUAAAGAAUUCAAACAGAGUACAUACUUUAGUAAAGAUAUAGGAAUUCCUCCUGGAGAGAAACCUUAUGAAAGUCAUGAUUUUUCAAAUUUCUUAAGUUUCCACUCAUUACUUACUCAACAUCAAACAACUCAUUUUGGAGAAUUACCCAAUGAAUGUGGUGAUGCCUUUAGUUGUUACUCAUUAUUUACUCAACCUCAGAGAAUUCACAGUGGAGAGAAACCAUAUGCAUGCAAUGACUGUGAAAAAACCUUUAACCAUGACUUCUUUCUCAGUGAACAUCAGAGAACUCAUAUUGGAGAGAAACCAUAUGCAUGUAAGGAAUGCAAGAAAGCCUUUAGACAGAAUGCACACCUUGCUCAACAUCAGAGAAUUCAUACUGGAGAAAAACCCUUUGCAUGCAAUGAAUGUGGGAAGGCCUUUAGCCGUUAUGCCUUCCUUGUUGAACAUCAGAGAAUUCACACAGGAGAGAAGCCAUAUGAAUGUAAGGAAUGUAAUAAAACCUUCAGACAGAGUGCACACCUUAAUCAACAUCAGAGAAUUCACACUGGAGAGAAACCAUACCAAUGUAAUCAGUGUGGAAAAGCCUUCAGCAGACGCAUAGCCCUUACUCUGCAUCAAAGAAUUCAUUCAGGAGAGAAACCCUUUAAAUGUAACGAAUGUGGGAAGACCUUUGGCUAUCGCUCACAUCUUAAUCAACAUCAGAGAAUUCAUACUGGAGAAAAGCCCUAUGAGUGCAUCAAAUGUGGGAAGUUCUUCCGGACUGAUUCACAACUUAAUCGACAUCGUAGAAUCCACACUGGAGAGAGACCUUUUGAAUGCAGCAAAUGUGGGAAAGCCUUCAAUGAUGCUUUAGUUUUAAUUCAUCAUAAGAGAGGUCAUGCAGGAGAGAAACCCUAUGUUUGUAACAAAUGUGGGAAAGCUUUCAGUUGUGGCUCAUACCUCUAUCAACAUCAGAGAAUUCAUACUGGGGAGAAACCCUAUGAAUGCAAUGUAUGUGGGAAGGCUUUCCAUCAGAUAUUAUCCCUUAGGCUACACCAGAGAAUUCAUAUUGGAGAAAAACCUUAUAACUGCAGUGAAUGUGGAAAUAAUUUUAGCUGUGCCUCCACCCUUAGACGACAUCAGAAAAUUCAUGAUAGAAAAACUCUCUGA